AUGCUGUCUUUCUUUCCGUUGAUCGGCAUGACCGUAUUCCUCGGUCGUUGUCAUGGAAUCAACCGCGAGUCGAUAGUCAUACCGAGACCACACAGCGGCGCCGAAUACGUCCCCAGAGAUCUGCAGUCCUUUUCAAUUGAAUUUGCUUUCUUUCCAGACUAUGCUGGGAACAAAUCUCACCCUAACAAUUUCUCCAAGAACUUGUUAGAGAACUUUAAGGACUUCACUGGGGUAUAUCCACUUGUCAGAGUUGGGGGAACUUCUCAAGAUCAUUCGGACUACUUUCCCGAACAGGAGGAUAACAUCCAGCUUAUAUACGAGCAUCCAGAUGAUGAUCAACCUAUCCAAAUCAAUUAUGGUCCAACAUUCUUUGAAUCUUACCAUACACUUGGUCCAGUCAAGUUUUUGCACGGCUUAAAUCUUAACCAGAAUCAUUCGAUCAAUCAGCUUCAGGAUGCCGCCAUAGAAGCCUGUACUGCAAUUGGACCGCAGCUACAUCUUUUCGAAUUGGGAAACGAAUGGAAUUUCGCUCCAGGUAGUUACAGAUCGGCCAGCUACUCACUGCUGGACUAUGUCCACGAAUGGAAUCACAAGGCUUCAGUGGUCAAAUCCGUUGUUCAAAAAGCUUGCCCAGGUCCUUUCCCGGGUUUCAUGGCACCCAGCUUCGUCUUGAUGGAUUCCGUCCAAACAAAUGGUUGGACUGUGCAAGAGCUUUAUAACCUUGGAUACGAUGACAAGAACUUGACCAAGGAAAUUUCUUUUCACAAUUAUAUGGGUGCCAAUCUCGAUCCCAGUAGUAACGGAGCUGAUGAUCUUCAGAAAACUCUCAUGAACCACACCAGCAUCAUCGAAAAUUUAGCGCCUCAGAUUACUCGAUCUAAAGAUCUUGCAUAUCUGGGUCAUCUCUACACCCUAGGCGAAAUGAAUUCAAUUGCGGGUCAGGGACGAAACGGAGAAACUAACGUUUUUGGCGAUGCCCUAUGGAUGGUCGAUUUUUCCCUUUGGGCCGCAGCAAAUAAUAUUAAGCGUUUACAUCUGCACCAAGGUCUAAACUACCGAUAUGCUUCAUGGCAGCCCAUUCUUAGCAAAGGAGAAGCCCCAGCCACAAGGCCUCCUUAUUAUGGUCAGAUCAUGGUCGCUGCAGCUUUGGGGCAUGCUGAAAAUUCCCGAGUGGUCAAUAUUCCUUUGAAGAAGGAUACUGAGGCUGCAUAUGGAAUUUAUGAUGGAGAGAAGCUGUCGAAGAUUGUUGUCGUGAACAUGAAGGCUUUCAACGAGACCACUUCAAGCGGUCGACCGAGCCGGAAAUACCAGUUCCAAGUCCCUGGAAGAAAUCAUCAUGUGAAAGUCGAACGAAUGAUCGCUCCUGGAAGCGAUUCAACCAGUGGCGUGACCUUUGCGGGUAUCUCUUAUGACUAUAAUCUUAAGCGUGGAAAACCGGUGACUGUUCACUCGAAGAAAGAGACGGCAGAGGUUCGUGGCGGCACAGUCUCAAUCGAUAUCCCGGACUCUUCGGCGGCUAUCUUGACUAUUCUUUGA
Messenger RNA from Penicillium manginii, 1536 nucleotides. Its product is annotated as glycosyl hydrolase family 79 C-terminal domain-containing protein. The transcript has 5 exons. Bases 1 to 1536 code for a protein of 511 amino acids. NCBI's taxonomy places the organism in Eukaryota, Fungi, Ascomycota, Eurotiomycetes, Eurotiales, Aspergillaceae. The record is from RefSeq and is a predicted model, not a curated record.